CAAAUCUCACCGCAGCAUCUAAACUUGGAUGGCCGAGAUUCACAGCAGUCAUAGAAUUUCAAGAUUGGUCACGUGUUCCCCUGGUCACUCACGUGACCCUUUGGCAUCGACCAAUUGGGUGGCGCUUCGUCCUGGCGAGAGCGAAAGGAAGAGGGUGGGGAUCAUUUUCCUUUUUGCGAUUUUUAAUCUUGCUACAUCAACGGCGGUCGUAGACAUCAUCCUGCCCUACAGAAAGGACACUGACCCUCGGGCUAAACUGUAACCUGAAACAUCAAGCAACUUCCAGAGUGCGUUCUGCAGCACUUAGAUGUGCUCUGCCUCCCCCCUCCCUGGUGACCCAUUGGCCGACUGCACCCUCACACCCCCACUGGCCCUCGAACUCCUUUCUGACUUGACCACACCCCUUUCCUUUCAAAUCCAGCAUGGAGCCCAUCAAAGUCCAAUCAGAAGGCGGACUGAAUGUGACCCUUACCAUUCGGCUGCUGAUGCACGGCAAGGAGGUUGGAAGUAUCAUAGGGAAGAAAGGGGAGACGGUGAAGAAAAUGCGUGAGGACAGUGGAGCUCGCAUCAACAUCUCAGAAGGCAACUGCCCCGAACGGAUAGUCACCAUCACUGGGCCAACAGAUGCCAUCUUCAAGGCCUUCGCAAUGAUAGCCUACAAGUUUGAGGAGGAUAUCAUCAACUCUAUGAGCAACAGUCCUGCCACCAGCAAACCCCCAGUGACCCUAAGGCUUGUGGUCCCGGCCAGCCAGUGUGGCUCACUCAUUGGCAAAGGGGGCUCCAAAAUCAAAGAGAUGAGAGAGUCCACAGGCGCUCAGGUCCAGGUGGCGGGUGACAUGCUCCCCAACUCAACAGAGAGGGCGGUGACCAUUUCCGGAGCGCCGGAGGCCAUCAUACAAUGUGUCAAACAGAUAUGUGUGGUGAUGCUGGAGUCCCCACCGAAAGGUGCCACAAUCCCUUACCGCCCCAAGCCUGCCUCCACCCCUGUCAUUUUUUCAGGUGGCCAGGUAAGAGCAGACCCACUGGGGGCGUCCACUGCCAACCUCAGCCUCUUACUGCAGCACCAGCCACUGCCUGCUUAUACCAUCCAAGGACAGUAUGCCAUCCCACAUCCAGAUCAGUUGAGCAAGCUCCACCAGUUGGCUAUGCAGCAAACCCCCUUUACCCCCCUCGGACAGACCACCCCUGCCUUUCCUGCAGCAGGUCUGGAUGCCAGUAACCAGGCCAGUACUCAUGAACUCACCAUUCCCAAUGAUCUAAUAGGCUGCAUAAUUGGACGCCAGGGAACCAAAAUCAACGAGAUCCGUCAGAUGUCUGGGGCACAGAUCAAAAUUGCUAACGCCAUGGAAGGGUCAUCGGAGCGCCAGAUCACCAUCACAGGGACCCCCGCCAACAUAAGCCUGGCCCAGUACCUCAUCAAUGCAAGGUUCCGAGACGUGGCGGCCAUGUGGAACGACCCAUCCUCCAUGACCACAUCCUGAGCUCCCUGUCUGGCUCUCCUAUCUGACCCUUUCCAACAACUGACGACGCCCUCCGGACUCUGGCUGUAGCUCUCCGAAAACCCUGAGCCUCGGCCGCCCUGGUCCUCCACACACCAGCGAGGCCCGAGAGCUCACUUUUAUUUCAGAGAGCCUAUUCAAAAAAGUCUCUAUUGAUUACAUUUUUGUUUUUGUUUUAGAGAACUGUUGAAGCAUGUUGAAUGUUUAUUAGCAACAACUUGUGUUAUUCUUUGCUUUCUGUUCAUCUAUUCUUUUUUUCUCUCUGUCAGUACUGCGUCAUAGAACAUUUAAGAAGUAAAAGAUUGAACAUUUUGUAGAAGUAGUUCUUUGCAUUUAUUACAGCUCAGUGAUGCGAUCGGCAGAGUGUGGUGGGAUGUAGCCAAAAAAUUUGUUUUAUAAUAUAUCUUAGAAAAACGGAGCCUUUAGAAAACAAUAUUGGACUAUUCCACUUCUGUCCUAAUUUGCAUCUUUGUCAAAUUACAUCACAUGACCCUUUUUAGCCAAUGGUAUCACUCCUAGAGCCUCCCAUUUUGUGUUUAUGGCCUAUAUUUAUGUAUAUUAUUGCUUAUAUUGCAUGUGUUAAGUGUUGUAUUGUUGUGUAUUUGAGCAGAACCUGUUCAGUGGACCUUGCAAUGUUAUAGCUUUGUGCUCCUGCUCUUUUCCGCUCAUGUUUCUAGCUUUUUUUUUUCUGGCCAUUCACUUGGAGUCCUACACCCUGCCCAGACCUAUAGCCUCCUUCUACGACUAGUAUAUACAUGCAUGAAAAGAAAUUAGACAAAACUCAGUGGCUACAACACUGAUUGGAAAUUUAAAUGAUUGUUUAUGAUUAUAUUGUAUUAUUAUUAUUAUUAUUUUUUUUGUACAAGGACUAUUUGUCAACUACGCGGCGCUCAUGCAAUAGAUGAUUCAACAUGUUUGCUCUGGACUGUCUCUGAUGUGCGAUGGGUUAGUUGGCCUCAGGCUCUGUCCAAAACCUUUUGGCUUCUUUCCUUUGUUGUGUUGUGGGAGGGAUAAGCAAAAGUGCUUGGACCAAGCCAUAAGGUGUUUGUUUGAGGCCAAAGAAUGUUCGGGGGUUUGUCGGGUGGUGGGGAGGGGGGGGGGGAGUGGCUCACAGGGGGUUGGGCGGGCAUGACCACUCAGUCUCUUUUCACGAUUGUUUAUUUGUCUCAUGUCUCUUUCAUCGUUUAUUCGACGCUUUAGGUUUGAAUGUCUUUUUAUGGUCACAAUUUGUGUCUGCAAUUUUAAAAAAAUCAUCAGUAAACUCAAGCUAAUGAGAGGCACUUAAGGAUGCUAUUUGGUCAACAAAGCUCAAACUCUGCAAGAAGCUCAAUUCUGUGUUGAUGUACACAACAGCUGUUGAAUGUUACUGUCCAAGUCACAUGAUCCACUGUAUGUCCAACACGGCAGCCGAUGCUAAUAUGCGAUUUUUAUUUUUGCAGCAUGCUAAGUCUUUGACUUAAACAUGGACCAAAGGCUGUGAGGAUACAUUGCCAGUAGUCAUUCUGCAAUAAUCUUACAGUUUGAUGUGAUAGUUGAGCUGAGCAAUGUAACAAUAGCUUUGAGUUUUUAUUAUUUGGGCUGAAUAGAAUGUCAAAGGACUAGCUGUCAUUCUUUGUAAAGUGUCAGAGAUAUGCACAAACGACUGGAGAGCAUUCUUUUUUCUUUCUUUCUUUCUUUUAAUUAUGGUGGUUCUGUUUGCAUUUAGACACAGUCUGUCUUGCUGGCAAAGCAGGACGAUUGAGCUGGAGUGGUGGCAGUGUGAUUUCCAUAACAUCAAUAUUCAUGUACAAUUAUGUGUUUGGAAAAUUGUAUUUACUUACAUCUGUGUGUGUAUGACUGAAGCAAACUGCAACUAAUGCAAUAAUAGGGUGCAAUGUGCAAUUAAUUAUUCUGUUCCUUUUCCCCUUUGUAGACAGGAGAGCUAUGUAGCUUGUUGCAAAAUGUUUUUUUAAUUAUUUAAAGUUAUUUUCCAUGUGGCAGGAUGUGUUAAAAAAAGAUUUUUAUUUUUCAGCUUCAGUUUAUGUGUAUUACAGUUUGGAGAAAAAAAAGUGAUCAAAGGUUGUAAUUAUUUUUGAUUUAUUUGGUCCGUGAAGAUCUAUAUUAGUUGUGAGUACUAUGUUUAAUUUUAAAGUGUUGGUCAAUACAAAAACAAAUAAAGUUUCAGUUUUUCUUUCUGUGA
This is a messenger RNA of Hippocampus zosterae (dwarf seahorse), 3678 nucleotides long. Its product is annotated as poly(rC)-binding protein 3-like. Gene Ontology annotation, molecular function: mRNA binding. NCBI's taxonomy places the organism in Eukaryota, Metazoa, Chordata, Actinopteri, Syngnathiformes, Syngnathidae. The transcript is spliced from 14 exons. The coding region runs from base 423 to 1481 and encodes 352 amino acids. Gene Ontology annotation, biological process: regulation of RNA metabolic process; regulation of gene expression. Gene Ontology annotation, cellular component: cytoplasm; nucleus. The record is from RefSeq and is a predicted model, not a curated record.